This is a messenger RNA of Vitis riparia (riverbank grape), 2167 nucleotides long. Its product is annotated as nucleobase-ascorbate transporter 4. Gene Ontology annotation, cellular component: membrane. NCBI's taxonomy places the organism in Eukaryota, Viridiplantae, Streptophyta, Magnoliopsida, Vitales, Vitaceae. Bases 264 to 1853 code for a protein of 529 amino acids. Gene Ontology annotation, molecular function: transmembrane transporter activity. The transcript is spliced from 14 exons. Gene Ontology annotation, biological process: transmembrane transport. The record is from RefSeq and is a predicted model, not a curated record.
GAGAGAGUGUCACAUUGGAAGUGAGGCCAAGGUGGUUUCUGAGAGGAAUACACAAUCUCUCUCUCUUUGAAGCGUGUGUGUUGGUAGCACUUGGUGGAGAGAGGGUCGUAAGUUCGUAACAGUCACCGCCUACCCGUCGCUUUCAAUUUCGUACCCGUUUUCCUUCUGAAAAGCUCUCUGUUUCGUCCACCUCUCUCUCAUUUGCUCUAUAAUAACCACCCACGAAGCCUGAGGUGCGGACCCAAUACCACAGAGAGGAAGAAAUGACGGGAGCAGCGGUCAAGGCCGAUGUGCUGCAGCCGCAUCCAGUGAAGGAUCAGCUCCCUGGCGUCGAUUUCUGCGUCUCCAGCUCUCCUCAUUGGGCUGAAGCCGUCCUCCUGGGAUUUCAGCACUACUUGGUAAUGCUUGGAACUACCAUUAUCAUUACGGGCAUCUUUGUUCCUAAAAUGGGUGGUGGCAAUGUGGAGAAGGCUGAGGUGAUACAAACUGUACUCUUUGUAGCAGGAUUAAACACAUUGCUGCAGACUUGGUUUGGAACUCGACUUCCAGUGGUGAUGGGGGCAUCUUACACAUUCAUCAUUCCCAUUUAUUCCAUUGUGUUAGCCCCGAAAUAUAGCACACACACUGAUCCUCAUGAGAGGUUUAAAGAAACGAUGAGAGGAAUUCAAGGAGCACUUCUUAUUGCAUCACUUUUCCCCAUGAUCGCUGGUUUCUUGGGAUUUUGGAGAAUUGUUGUAAGGUUUCUAAGCCCCCUUUCUGCAAUGCCUCUUGUAACUCUUACAGGACUCGGGCUCUACCAAUUGGGUUUCCCAAAUCUGGCAAACUGUAUUGAAGUUGGACUUCCACAGUUAAUUUUGUUGGUUUUUCUCUCUCAGUAUCUCCCUCUUAUGGCAAAAUCAAAAAGAGCCAUAUUUGAUCGAUUUGCAGUCCUAUUCUCGGUUGCAUUGGUAUGGGUAUAUGCAGAGGUCCUUACCGUAGCUGGUGCGUAUGAUGGAAGACCUCAAAUCACACAGCUUAGUUGCCGCACUGAUCGUUCUGGGCUCAUGGCUGCUGCUCCAUGGAUAAGAUUUCCAUAUCCAUUUCAAUGGGGGGGUCCAACUUUUCAUGCUGGAAAUGCUUUUGCAGUGAUGGCUGCAACUUUUGUUGCUGUUGUUGAGUCUACAGGUACAUUUAUUGCAGCAUCAAGAUAUAGUAGUGCAACACCUAUACCACCUUCUAUUCUUAGCCGUGGCAUUGGCUGGCAGGGAGUCGCUAUUUUUCUGGAUGGCAUGUUUGGUGCUGUAAGCGGAUCCACUGCAUCAGUUGAAAACACUGGUCUUUUGGGAUUGACACGAGUUGGAAGUCGGAGAGCAAUUCAAAUCUCAGCAGGGUUUAUGCUUUUCUUUUCUGUAUUAGGAAAAUUUGGAGCUCUAUUUGCUUCUAUACCCCUGCCAAUUGUAGCAGCUAUCUACUGCAUCUUCUUUGCCUAUGUUGCUUCAGCCGGUCUCAGUCUCCUCCAGUUCUGUAACCUGAACAGCUUCAGGUCAAAGUUCAUACUAGGGUUUUCUCUCUUCAUGGGUCUUUCAGUACCACAAUACUUCACAGAAUAUGUCUUUGUGACCGGUCAUGGCCCUGUUCACACCAGUACAAUUUCAUUCAACAACAUAGUUCAAGUGAUUUUCCAAUCCCCAGCAACAGUUGCAGCCAUAGUUGCUUUCUUCUUGGAUUGCACUCUGGACCGUGCCCACAGCUCUACUCGAGCAGACAGCGGUAGGCACUGGUGGGGAAAAUUCAGGAGUUUCCAUACAGAUACCAGGAGCGAAGAAUUCUAUUCGCUCCCCUGCAACCUUAACAAGUACUUUCCUUCAUUAUAACUUCAAGCUUACAAGUUUGCCAUCCAUGGAGUGCUUCAGAAAACAGGGAAAUGAAAAUGUGAAGCAUCACCUUAAAUUUAUAAUAAUCAUGCACUAUAGUUUUGUUGGCAGUUGUGUUUUUGCAAGUUUGAAUUUGAAAGGAAAGAGAGAAAAAUCAUAUUGAUGAGAAUGAGCCAUUACUGGUUCUGUAAUUGGCCUUGGAAGCCAUUACUGAUUCUAGAAUAUAGGAGUUGGAUUUGAUGUAAAUACAACAAUAUUAUUAUAGAUGAGAACAUGAUCAAUGCAAUAUUCUAGUGUGUAGUUUGAGUCACCUA